Messenger RNA from Grosmannia clavigera kw1407, 1161 nucleotides. RefSeq names its product set domain containing protein. The record is from RefSeq and is a predicted model, not a curated record. The transcript has 2 exons. The coding region runs from base 1 to 1161 and encodes 386 amino acids. NCBI's taxonomy places the organism in Eukaryota, Fungi, Ascomycota, Sordariomycetes, Ophiostomatales, Ophiostomataceae. Gene Ontology annotation, molecular function: protein binding.
AUGUCUUGGCAUGGCCGAAAUUCAACUGCCAUUCCAAGCAGCUGCUUGACGACCGAGCGGGAUGGUGCCAUCGAGGACAAGAAGCCGCCCUCAAACGGGCCGCAAAAGCCAGGUCGGACCACGAUCCCAACAGCGCCUUCGUGGAAGACGGCAGACAAGUUCCAGGUGACGGAAGUCGCUGGAAAGGGCCUCGGCCUGGUGGCACUGGUGAACAUUCCGCCUGGCACCCGGAUCCUGAGCGAGCGGCCGCUGUUCCUGCAGCAAAACAUGGCGGACGAUGAGCUCGUGCCGGCCAUCUGUCAGCGGGUGCGCAAGCUCUCGCGUGAGAACCAGCGGGAAUUCUUGUCGCUGGCCAACACGCUGCCGCAUAGCCAUCCGCUUGUGGGCACGUUCCGGAGCAAUAUGCUGGAGUGCCGGCCGCUGUCGGGCCUCUUUGGGGUCUAUGCCACGGCCGGACGCAUCAACCACAGCUGCCGGCCAAACGUGCACCACAGCUGGGACGAUGAGAAGAUGCGCCAGGUCUUUUGUGUCCUGCAGCCGAUCCGCGCCGGCGACGAGAUCACCAUCACGUACGGCCGUGGCGGCAUCACCUCGGACCAGCGGGUCUAUCUGUCAGGAUCGCGCGGCUUUGCUUGUCGUUGCGAGCGCUGUCUCCUGCCGCCUGCUGAGCUCGCCGAGACGGACGACCGGCGCAUCCUGAUCCAGCGGCUCGACGAUUCGCUCGGCGACCUCUACUGCUCGCGCUUCACGCCCCAUGAGAGCCUGCGUCUGGUCCGCACGCUGCUGCGCGAGUUCGCGGUCGAGUAUGGCGGCUACGCUGCCGUCUACGCUGCCCGCCUCUACUAUAAUGCCUUCCAGGUAACCAUUGCCCACGGCGACAUCUUGCGGGCCACUGCCUUUCUCCAAUUGUCCCAUGAGAAGACUGUCCUCUGCCACGGCUAUGAUCACCCGAAUUCUGCGAAGCUGCGCACCUUGGCACAGGUGCCCCAGAUGUCCGUGGGCUUCCUUCUAUGCUCUCGACGCUGGCUGCGAGUGGGCGAAAAGCCGCCGGCCAAUAUGGACAGCCCUGAGUACACCAACUGGUUGUUUCGCAGACAGCCAGCGUACAGCGUGGCCGAGCUGGCCGAGCUCUAUCCGCGAGAUUGCGGGGUGGUAUUGUAG